Xyrichtys novacula (pearly razorfish) is the source of this 8629-nucleotide messenger RNA. The record is from the annotation of a GenBank genome assembly. Lineage: Eukaryota; Metazoa; Chordata; Actinopteri; Labriformes; Labridae.
AGUAAAAACGGAGCGUAGAGUGAAUGAAGUCAGCUGAUCUCAGCCUGCUGUCACGCAUCGCAGCACCCGUCGUUUCUCCCUCGAGCUAAGACAGAAAACCACCACUUCACAACCAGACGGUAACUAUAAAUUCUUGUUCGCCUGAUUUUGACAUUUUUAAUAAUACAUACUGUAAUUGGCUGUUUUGUGUGACGAUAACAUGAAAUUAGCUUCCUCGUUGCAGCAAAAUCGGUUGAGGCAUCAAUUUCUAGCCAGGCCGAAGGACCUCUCAUUCUUUAAUACAGAAUAUCAAACACCGCUGACUCACGUUGUUUUACUGUUAAAACAAAUUGCUGUCUCAAGGAAAUUACAUAUAUGUUAGUCUUAAUUUUUUCGGCCGACUUUAGCUGUUUAUGUUGCAAUAGCUUGGUGCUGUUUAGAGGAAGCUAUCAAACUGAAUCGAGAUCAGGUUCAAAGCAAUGUCAUACAGCCCCGAUUAUCAUUUAAACCGACUACCUGGUUAUGUAUGGGUAUUUUUUCAGUAUAAUAACACAAAAUGGCUGAAUUAUAUACGAUGAGCUACCUGCAUGUAAGGAAUUUGCAAUUAACAUGAGAGUGUCAGGAUCUCACAUACAUGUAACAUUUCUGUCACAUCUAUCUUCCUUUACAUGCCUCUGUCAAGUGGUAACCUUACACUCUCUUUGCAAACUGGGCAUUGCCAGACAAAAAAAUAUUAAUAAUAAAAAAUAAAAACCCCAGUUACAAUAAUACAGGUCCAGCAUAUAUGUCUCUGUCAGACUAAGAAGCUGUUGAGUCCUUUUGGUGCUUUAAAUCUGAGCUCUAGUGUCAGCAGAUGACCAUUUCCACCUUUAUGUAUUCAUCACAACCUAUAGAUGCACAUCUAUAAAUCUGUGGUCUGGUUUAACAGUGGGGGGUACAAUUAUGAGCGGGCUUUAAUUAGACUUUCUGUUGAGGAUUAUACUCGCAAAGGAGAUUUUUUUGUUUCCACAUACAUACACACACAGUUUAAUUUGUACUUCCCAGUUUUGCACCAUGUUAGUUUUCCACUUCCUGAAAGAGACUCAUACAGACCAGGCCAGCCAGUCAUGUGCCAGGAUCAUAUGACCAAGUUUCAUGUCUGUUGUAGGAGUUAUGAGCUGGGAACUUGUCUUGAAGUAUUUAUUGUAAUGUCAUAAAAGGUUUUAUUUGAAAAGAUAAACCACAUAGUUGAUUUUUUUUAGAAUUAGAGUUAAUCAAAAGACAGAGUUAAUCAUUUUUUUUAACUAAUCAGCAAAACAAUAGAGCUUAUCUCCCCACUGUACUGUUCUUUAAAGUUCAGAUACACACUGAUUCAGCCCUAUAUCCAAAUGUUAGAGAUGCACUCAGUAAGAUAAAACAAACCUAAUCAUCGUUGAAAAGCAAGAUCAUGUUGAUAGUUUAGCUCUGUGUUUGAAGUACUUGCGAACAGAGUGAAGCAUUUUUAGGUGUAUUUCUUGUAAUUCCUGCAUUGACCUAUUGGUGGAGCUGGCAUUGUACUGCACAGAUGGACUCAAAGCAGCCUAGCAUAAACAGGAAGAUCUGUAUCAGUGGGAAGGACAAGAAAGGACAUGGAUGUAAGCUCUGUUUGUGUGGUGGGAUUGUUAGAGAAAGAAUGAGGAAUAUCUUUGGAGCAUGUUGACUCGAAGUAAAGCUGCUUCAGGAACUGUGCAGAGCAUCUGCAGUCAGCUCUGUGUGGGGAUGGGUUUGUGUCACGACUGAUGACAGCUUGAGCUUUUUUUUCCCCUACUGCAUGAAGCUUAAAGGCAUCAGAGUAGUGUUCAGGGAAUAUGGGACGUGAAGAUGACAAAAAAAUGGGAAUUAAAAGAGACAAAUUUGCAUGCAAAGAUGCACCUAUGGAAAAGCUCUGCACCUCUGUAUGAAAAGGAGCUGUUUACAUACACAUACUGUGCAGUAAGAGUCAAACAGAAACAGAAACAUGCUGGUCUGUGGGAUUCCCCUCUGAUGUUCGCCUGAUGCGUCACACUGACAAUUCCGACCUGAUCCUGAAGAUGGCCUGUAGUGUUGAGGAAUACUGUGUCGUGAGGAGGGAUGUUGCUUUAUUUCAAGGCGGUUCCCAUAGUAACCGUAGGAGAUGCCAUGUUCAAGUUACCAGGCAUACUGCCAGGCUAAUGUGCAUCUGUGAACGGAUGAUUCUUACGUUCAUCUUUUAAUUUUUGAAUAAAUCACCCUUGCUUAAUUUCUUUAUUAUUUAUUUUAGCUUUUAUGAUAAGAUCAUAACCAGCUUAGCUUUCCCCCAAUAAAUAGAUGUCUCUGUUGACAUGUUCUGAGACAAGAAAUGACUGUAACAAAACUGUUCAAAGCCUUAUAAACUACAUGUCUGCCAAUAACAGCUCUUGCUUAUUAAAAUGACAGGUCAUAUUUGUCAAAAAUGACUAUUACAGCUGAGUAGAUCACCUCUCCUCUUGUUAUAAGCUUAGUUUUUUCCUUUUUUGUCGUCUAUGGCUCUUACGUCUUCCUCACAUUAAGCCUGUCUUUCCUGCUCUCCUUCUAAGUGAGACUUGGAAACCUGUGAAGAUGGACACGUCCAAGCUGCCAAAGAUGAGGGAUGAGGAGAGAGAGAGCCAGUUUGGAUAUGUUCAUGGAGUCUCUGGUCCAGGUCCGUAAUCGCACACUCAUAAAACUGUUUGCACUUACAAGAGGCCUGUAGAUGAAAUUCAGCUGCAGCUCUGUUUAUUUAUGUUGAUUUGAGCUUGUUCUCUGUGUUUGUUUUUCUAGUGGUGACAGCUACAGCCAUGGCGGGGGCGGCCAUGUACGAGCUGGUCCGUGUCGGCCACAGUGAGCUGGUGGGAGAGAUCAUCAGGCUGGAGGGGGACAUGGCCACCAUCCAGGUCUAUGAGGAGACAUGUAUCCUUCUGAUCACAAAGCGAUUUGUCAAGAAGCUUCAGUUUUUUUAUGGAACAGUUUUCAGCUCUGUUUGAUUCAGUCAGGGGUCAGGGGUGAAAAGAAGAUGCAGAGUGAUAAUAACAUUUAGGAACAACAAUUAAAAAGCAGAAUUUUACCAUUAAAUAUAGAGCAAAAUGGGAUUUUAUUAUUAAGAUAUGUGAAAAAAAUGUGUAACAUGGACUAAAUCCUUGUCCUUAAAACAGAAAUGUAAAAUAUUCUAGCUAACCUGCUCGUGUAACAGGAAAAAACUGUUCAGGAAAAAGUCAGAACUGUGCUGAUUUACGUACACAUAGAAACACAGGAUCACAGAGUCUGAUCAUGUUGGUUUGGAGUGUAUGGCUAAUGUUGACAGAGCCUACAGUUCUCUGUGCAGCUUAAAGGGAUAACGUGGCGUAAAAUUAAUUUAGGGUCAAACACACCGCAACACCGAGUUAGACACCCCCUUUAGAGAUGAAUGUUGCCGACCGCUUGCUUCUCUAGUUAUACCAACUUUAGUAACCACCACAGGAUAGCGAUACACAGCGGUCUGAGGAGCCAUAAACAAACCUCAACCAAAACACCACUCUAUAGCCACAAAUAAUGCUCAGAACAGCACCUAACUUCAUCAACAGUACAUACAGGGUCGUAGCCACAGCACUAGCCACCAAACAUCUUUUUAGCUUUGCCUAAUUUCUUUAGCAAAGAGACUAAACACAACUCACCUACUCUCUUCCAGCAGCAACUUGUUUGUAGUGAGACCUCAGGCUAGUUUAUCAUCGACUGCAGCGGGGUGACACAGCUCAAGGAAGAACAUUUAUGAUCAUGUCGUUCAUGGGAAUGCAAUCAGACCGAGACGCUAAAGCAGAAGAACUACCGUGUCUGCAGUGCAAAAUGAUUAAUAUGGUGAUCAUGACUUCAAGGAAAUGACAAAGAAAUGAUCAUAAAUGUUCUUCCUUGAGCUGCGUCACCCCGGUGCAGUUGAUGGACUGGCCUGAGGUCUUGCUACAAACAAGCAGCUGCUGGAAGAGAGUAGGUGAGUUGUGUUUAGUCUCUUUGCUAAAUAAAUCAGGCAAAGCUAAAAAGAUGUUUGGUGGCUAGUGCUGUGGCAUGGACCCUAUAUGUACUGUUGAUGAAGUUAGGUGCUGUUCUGAGCAUUAUUUGUGGCUAUAGAGUGGCGUUUAGGUUGAGGUUUGUGUAUGGCUCCUCAGACCGCUGUUUAUUGCUAUCUUGCGGUCAUUACUAAAGUUGGUAUAACUAGAGAAGAAAGUGGUCGGCAACAUUCAUCUCUCGAGGGGGUGUCUAACUCUGUGUUGCGGUGUGUUUGACCCUAAAUUAAUCUUAUGCUGGAAUAUCCCUUAAACACCCACACACCUGUGCACAUGUGUAGACGGCACCGCAGAGCCUCCUGUUUUUAUCAAUGGAAUACUAUUCCUCACAGCUCUUAGUGAAUCAUUACUUCUAUCAUCCCAGAUCUGCUGUCAAAGAGACGGAGUAUUAAAAAAAAUUCUGAGUUAAAGCUUUGGGAGAUCAGUGAUGCUGCCAAGCAUCAAUAUAUUCGUCUCUCCAGUACAAACAUAUUCUUUUUCCCUGAGCUUGAGUCCAGCUGGCGUGUCUGUUGGAGAUCCAGUCCUGCGGACGGGUAAGCCUCUCUCUGUGGAACUGGGUCCAGGAAUCAUGGGCUCCAUCUUUGACGGUAUCCAGCGACCAUUGAAGGACAUCAAUGAUAUCACACAGAGCAUCUACAUCCCCAGAGGUGUAAACAUUGGAGCCCUCAACCGAGACCUGAAGUGGGAGUUUAUCCCCAGCAAGAGCCUGCGGGUGCGCGUUAACUCCAAAUCUUAAGCUUUUUGUGUUUCCUUUAGCAGAUAAAUUAAAUGUGAACUGUAUUUUUUUAGGUUGGCAGUCACAUGACAGGAGGAGACAUCUACGGCAUGGUGCACGAGAACUCCCUUAUCAGGCACAAGAUCAUGCUGCCGCCCAGGAACCGAGGCACAGUCACCUACCUGGCUCCACCAGGAAACUACGACGUCACCGUGAGUCCAUCGCACCUCCAGCUUAAGCCAUGAAGUAGCUGUUAUUUAGUGCCUUUUCUGAUUGUGCCUGAUUCUGUCCCAGGAUGUGGUGAUGGAGCUGGAGUUUGAGGGUGUGAAAGAGAAAUUCACCAUGGUGCAGGUGUGGCCCGUCAGACAAGUGCGUCCCGUCACAGAGAAGCUGCCCGCCAAUCACCCACUGCUGACUGGACAGAGGGUGCUGGACGCCCUUUUCCCGUAAGCCAGUGAAAAUGACCUCUGCAUGAAUGUUUACCUGCGCUGGUUUCUUUUUUAACUCUUCCUGUUUUGCAGAUGUGUGCAGGGAGGAACCACAGCCAUCCCAGGAGCCUUUGGCUGCGGAAAAACUGUCAUCUCUCAGUCCCUCUCCAAGUACUCCAACAGUGACGUCAUCAUUUACGUAGGCUGCGGGGAGCGUGGUAACGAGAUGUCAGAAGUACUGCGAGACUUCCCUGAGGUGGGUAUCAAAGCCCAGGCACAUUGUACCACAGGUGUUGUGACUUUGAUGGGUGUUCUGACCGUGUCGUUUCCCCAUCAAUAGCUCACCAUGGAGGUAGACGGUAAGACAGAAAGCAUCAUGAAGAGAACAGCACUGGUGGCUAACACCUCCAACAUGCCUGUAGCUGCCAGAGAAGCCUCCAUCUACACAGGUACCUGUCAACCACACUCUGAAAAUCUACUAUUUCUCUAACUGUAUGUGAAGACUGUGCUGACUCGGUUUGUUUGUGCAGGAAUCACGCUGUCCGAGUACUUUAGAGACAUGGGAUACAAUGUGAGCAUGAUGGCUGACUCGACCUCCCGUUGGGCCGAGGCUCUCAGGGAGAUUUCAGGACGUCUGGCUGAGAUGCCUGCAGGUGAGUGAGCGAUCUCCUGGAGGGUGGAUAAAGAACCUGAGUCUGCUUCGGAGUCUGAACCUUUAACAAAGUAUUAAACACCAGCAUUGUUGGAGGGCUUAUCAUAGAUGUAGGUCACCAGUCUGACUCAGGGUUUACAGGAAAUGAAAGUAUAAUUGUUUGUUAUUUGGGUCUUUCAUAGUCAUUAGAAUUGCGUUAAAUUAAAGGAUGACGAAUAAUCUUUUGCUUUCACAAGUAAAAUCAAUUGAGGGUUCUUGAGCUUUAUUAAGAAGAAUGUGCUCAUUAAAGAAAAGCCUACCAUUGCGCCCUCUGCUGAUUAAUUUUGUGGUCUACCACACGGCACCUCAAGUCCCCAUGACCAGACAUAGAUCAAAUCUUGGCAAAAUCAUAAACUUUACAUUUUUGCCUUUUUUACCUUUUCAGACGGGGAUCUUUUAAUUUUCAGUGUUGGAAAUGGGCUUCCAUACAUUUUGGACGUUUAGGGCAACAACUUCAUUUGUCUUAAGAUGUUAAAAAGUAUAUUUUUUAUCGAUUUGUUUUCUUAUUACAAGUCCCUUUUUAAACCAGGCUGUCGCUUAAAGUCUGUAUUUAAAGGCACACUGCUCAUCAUCUCAGGUUCAGCCUUCUUGAUUUAAUGCAAGGAUCAUUGAUUAUUGAGUAUUUACUCAUAAUUCCUGCAGUAGUAGUACUUCUUUGACAGAGAGCCAGCACAUUUGUACAAUGGUCUUUUCUCUCUUUAAUGUAAUCAUGUUGACCUACUUGGAAGCAUAAAGUUUCUCCUCUGUGUCUGAAUUAGAGUUUUCUGUGUCUGCCCACAGACAGCGGUUAUCCUGCCUACCUGGGAGCUCGUCUCGCCUCCUUCUAUGAGAGAGCUGGAAGAGUGAAGUGUCUGGGCAACCCUGAGAGGGAGGGCAGUGUCAGUAUUGUUGGAGCGUGAGUACAGCUUCACACCACUAGAGGGAGACAGUACUUUGCACAUGUACGGAUGGACUAACAGUUGAGCGUCAGAGCCUGAUGAAUUUUAUUUUUCUUUCCCAGUGUGUCGCCUCCUGGUGGUGACUUCUCUGACCCUGUCACCUCAGCCACGCUCGGUAUCGUACAGGUACGUGGUUAAAAACAGAUCUCACUGUUGUUUAUUUAGUAAAUAAUUGUACUUUAAUAUCAUUUUGCUCCCGAUACUUUCUCUCUCAGGUGUUCUGGGGUCUGGAUAAGAAGCUGGCUCAGAGGAAGCACUUCCCCUCCGUCAACUGGCUGAUCAGCUACAGCAAAUACACUCGUGCUCUGGAUGAGUAUUACGACAAACACUUCCCAGAGUUUGUGCCCCUGCGUACCAAGGCCAAGGAGAUCCUGCAGGAGGAGGAGGACCUGGCUGAGAUUGUGCAGCUUGUUGGAAAGGUAAUAUUUAGAUAAACUUUUGAUUUCCUUGAAGUGAGGAUGAUUGAAAAAGUUUGGGAAUGUAACUUUUUAAAACUUCUUUUAACAGGCAUCGCUGGCAGAAACAGAUAAAAUCACCCUGGAGGUGGCCAAACUGAUCAAAGACGACUUCCUGCAGCAGAAUGGUUACACUCCUUAUGAUAGGUAACAUCAAACCCAACACAGCAUGUCGUUAUUCUCACUCUUAGUCACUAUUCAAAGCUGGACAAAAGCAGUAAAGCUUGAACUCAAAGUUGAACAUUUUCAGUGCAUAUGGAUUUAAAUGGCUUUAAAAGUAAAUAACUCAUCUGACUUUUCUUAUCAGGUUUUGUCCUUUCUAUAAGACGGUGGGAAUCCUCUCAAACAUGAUUUCUUUCUACGACAUGGCCCGGCACGCGGUGGAGACCACGGCUCAGAGCGACAACAAGAUCACCUGGGCCAUGAUCAGGGAGCACAUGGGAGAAAUUCUCUACAGGAUCAGCUCGAUGAAAUUCAAGGUCUGUGUGUGGGUGUGGUUGUGGGUGUCUGAGUGUGUGCUUGCUAAAGCUUCUGUUAAUGUCCUCUUUGUUAUACUAAAUGUCAGAGUCCUCUUGAAAACUGCCUUAGUGUAUCAAAAUGAUAACAGCCACUGCUCAAGCUCCAAAGACGCAGCACAAAGCCUGUUCCCUGCGUUUGUUAAAACUGUUUCCUUUGUGUGCACAGGACCCAGUGAAGGACGGCGAGGCCAAGAUCAAGGCUGAGUACGCUCAGCUGGUGGAGGACAUGCAGAACGCUUUCCGCACAUUGGAAGAAUAGGCUCACACACCUCGUAAAGCCUUUUUGGGUUUUUUCGUCUCUGACCCCUCCACUGCGGAACCACAUUCCACCUCCUCGUAUCCCCCUGAAACCUGUGUGCUCCCCUGUGCUCCUCUUUUUGCGAGUGAUUGUAUGAAUGUGUGUGUGUGUGUGUGCACAUUUUAACGUGGAGGGCAAAGAGAAAGAUGUACUGUAUUCAUUAUUAUUUGUUGCCUCAUAUCGGCGUACUCUGGAUCCUCUGAUUGUGCAUGUGUGUGUGUGUCUGUGGGUAAAAUGUGUGUGUGUGUGAACGAAGGAUCUCUUCCCACUCUUUCUUCCUUUCUCUGUUUACAUGAUUUCUGUGUGUGUAGCCGUGCUGCUCAUCCUGAAGGCGAUCGUUCGGGGUUGAUGUAUUGUAAUUCAUAAACCAUCUGUACAGAAGAGUAUUGAAUAUAAAUUUAAUAAGAUCACUCUAUUUAUUGCCAGCAUUUUGAUGUGAAGGCUUCGUUCUAUCUUUUUGUUUUUAUGGUUGUGUUUUCAUGCUGUGUAGUGUUGUGUAACUUUGCUGUGUGAAUGCUGUCCAAUACUUUCAUCAUGUUACUCCUGAAGAAUUAAAAACAUGGGAAAAAAGAAAAAGGC